Molecule: messenger RNA, 1789 nt
Organism: Carlito syrichta (Philippine tarsier)
Lineage: Eukaryota; Metazoa; Chordata; Mammalia; Primates; Tarsiidae
Product: sorting nexin-13-like
Exons: 15
Coding region: 218-1789 (523 amino acids)
Cellular component (GO): early endosome
Molecular function (GO): phosphatidylinositol binding
Source: RefSeq, a predicted model, not a curated record
CGGGGAGACGCAGACGUCGCUCUUCCAAGAUGGCGGCGCGUCCGUCGCGAGCAGCCGGGCCGUGGGGAAGCCAGCGAAGCCGAGUAAAGCCGCCGCCCGAGAGAGGACUGAAGGAGCAGUUGCCGCCUUUGGCGGCGGCCCGGGCAGUUUUCGCUGCUGCUACGGCUGUUGCCAUGCGGCGAGGCUAGGGAGGAUCUCACUUUCCCGGGGUGUAAUAAUGUUCACAGAGGCCAGUCUAUCCAUAUGGGGAUGGGGAAGCCUUGGCAUUGUCCUUUUUCUAAUAACCUUUGGACCCUUUGUAAUAUUUUAUUUGGCAUUUUAUAUCCUCUGCUUUGUGGGUGGGGGUUUAGUGGUUACUCUCCUGUUUGGAAAAACAAACUCAGAGAGGUACCUAGAACAGUGUGAACACUCAUUUCUUCCUCCAACAUCAACUGGGGUUCCUAAGUGCUUAGAAGAAAUGAAACGGGAAGCCAGGACUAUUAAGAUCGAUAGAAGAUUGACGGGUGCCAAUAUAAUUGAUGAACCUCUCCAGCAAGUUAUCCAGUUUUCCUUGAGGGAUUAUGUCCAGUAUUGGUAUUAUACAUUAAGUGAUGAUGAAUCGUUUCUUCUUGAAAUUAGGCAGACUCUUCAAAAUGCACUAAUUCAGUUUGCUACUAGGUCAAAAGAAAUAGACUGGCAACCUUAUUUUACUACACGCAUUGUGGAUGAUUUUGGCACACACCUACGAGUAUUCAGAAAGGCUCAACAAAAAAUAACAGAGAAAGAUGAUCAAGUAAAAGGUACAGCAGAAGAUCUUGUAGAUACCUUCUUUGAAGUUGAAGUUGAAAUGGAGAAGGAAGUUUGCCGUGAUCUAGUGUGCACUUCUCCCAAAGAUGAAGAAGGAUUUCUAAGGGAUUUGUGUGAGGUCUUAUUAUAUUUAUUGCUACCUCCUGGAGAUUUCCAGAACAAGAUCAUGCGAUACUUUGUCAGGGAAAUCCUUGCACGAGGAGUUCUUCUUCCAUUAAUAAAUCAACUCAGUGAUCCUGAUUAUAUUAAUCAGUAUGUCAUAUGGAUGAUCCGUGAUUCUAAUUGCAAUUAUGAGGCCUUUAUGAACAUUAUUAAAUUGAGUGACAAUAUUGGAGAGCUAGAAGCAGUCAGAGAUAAGGCAGCAGAAGAAUUACAGUAUCUUAGAUCUCUAGAUACUGCUGGUGAUGAUAUCAACACUAUAAAAAAUCAAAUAAAUAGCUUACUAUUUGUAAAGAAAGUGUGUGACUCAAGAAUACAGCGGUUGCAGUCAGGCAAAGAGAUAAAUACUGUGAAACUGGCAGCAAACUUUGGGAAACUUUGCACAGUCCCCCUGGACAGCAUUCUUGUAGACAAUGUUGCACUACAAUUUUUUAUGGCAGAUUCCGAUGGCUGCAUCUUCCCUACUCCCUUGAUGCUGUGUGCAUGUCAUCAUCAUCAUAUUUUAUUUGAAGAUCAUAUGACAGGGACAAUGUUGAAAUUACAACACAGUUUAGCAGAAAAAAACUUGUCACAGAAGUCUCCUGCAAGCUCUUUCCUCAGUGAUGACCCCCACAGACAAUUCCUUAAAGGCUUAAUGAGUGAUUUGUGUGAGGGCAAGCCCAAGCGCAGAUUUUGUGAGGGAAAAUACUCCCAACAGUCCUCUGAGACCUACCUGUACAGGCAGCUGGUGUUUGCAUCAUUAGACUCAGAAAAAUUAAAGCGGUCAUCAGGGAUAGUUGCGUGUAUCAGCAGUCCAAGGUCACAGGGGAAUGAAACGGGGGAGACAGGAAGCAAGAGAAGUUAA